GCUCGCCCCCGCGCGCCUGGCGCCGCCCGCGCGCCCUCCGCGCCGCCCGGCCCGCCCAGGCCUCUCGCGAACAUGGCGCUUGUCCCCUGCCAGGUGCUGCGGGUGGCGAUCCUGCUGUCCUAUUGCUCUAUCCUGUGCAAUUACAAGGCCAUCGAAAUGCCCUCGCAUCAGACCUACGGAGGGAGCUGGAAAUUUCUGACGUUCAUUGAUCUGGUUAUCCAGGCCGUCUUUUUCGGGAUCUGCGUGCUGACUGAUCUUUCUAGUCUUCUGACGAGAGGAAGUGGGAACCAAGAGCAAGAGAGGCAGCUCAAGAAGCUCAUCUCUCUGCGGGACUGGAUGCUGGCUGUGUUGGCCUUUCCCGUUGGGGUUUUCGUCGUAUCAGUGUUCUGGACCAUCUAUGCCUGUGACAGAGAGAUGAUAUACCCAAAGUUGCUUGAUAAUUUUAUCCCAGGGUGGUUGAAUCACGGAAUGCACACGACGGUUUUGCCCUUUAUAUUAAUCGAGAUGAGGACAUCGCACCAUCAGUAUCCCAGCAGGAGCAGUGGACUCACAGCCAUAUGCACCUUCUCUGUGGGCUAUAUAUUAUGGUUGAAUGUUGGGGUACAUCAGCCACAAGAAAUCUCCAUGUGGUCUACUGGACACAGUGAAGUCCCAAGAGUAAGGGUGUGCUGGGUGCAUCAUGUCACUGGCAUGUGGGUGUACCCCUUCCUGGAACACAUUGGCCCUGGAGCCAGGAUCAUCUUCUUUGGGUCGACGACCAUCUUGAUGAACUUUCUGUACCUGCUGGGAGAAGUUCUGAACAACUACAUCUGGGAUACACAGAGAAAGCCUCCAUCUGGGCAAGACGUGUAAUCUUGUCCAAGCUGUGCAAAACCUGUCCAAAUUGUAUGUAAUAUAACAUAAACAUUGGAAGAUGGAAAAAGUGAUACAUGUGUAGUGAUUUGAAUCCUGCAUGAAAAUACCAUCCAAAGGCAAGAAGGUGUGGGGAUUCUAGAAAGCUCUGGACAUCUCCAACAAUCACAGCAUUCUAGAGGUCACCAGUAACUGGAUUCUGCUCCACAAACAUUGAGCACCCUACUCCAUGUCAGAUGCUAUGCCAGGAACUCCGUCUAAUACACAAAUAAAGCACAGUGAUUGCAGUUACUGAUUCAGGCAUUUUUUUGCGUGAAUCUUCUAAGAUUGUGUGUGUCAAGGUGUUAGCCAAUGCUAAAUGGCCCAGAGGAAUUGAGGGUUUACUUUCUCAGCUUUUCGGUUUGAUGAGUAGUCUACUGAAAAGAUGUCAAAAUUUUUUAUUCAGUUCAGGCCACAGUUUGGGGAAUCAGAAGUUAUCUUUUAAUAAUGUUCCCUCUGUUUGAUGGGAAUAAUAAUCUUUCUCUAUUAGUUAAUUUAUAUAAUUUAUAGAGGCAUUUAGUUAACUGAAAAUAUUUUGAAAACAAAAUUAAGGUUUUUUUUCAGAUUCUUGGAAGAAAAACUGUAUUCAGAUUUAAUAGUCCAAGACAGGAAAUAUUUAUGACUGUCUGUGUCCCCUUGAUUUGUCUGACAGUCAUUUGACCAUUUUUCUAAUACUUUAUGAGGAGAUGGCCUAAAAACCAGGAGUGAUAAAUAUCCAUUCUAGAUUAAAAUAAUAUUGCUUUUAACAACUUUGAAUGAGGAGUUUAAAAUGAAUAGUGAAACUAAGACUUUUUCGAAUGGUCUGUUCACUUUAAUUGUCCUAUUAUCUUAAGGCACUUGAGUGAAGGCUAACAUUUUACAACUCAUCUCAGGUUUGAAAUUAAUUUUGUCUACAUCUAUCUAGUUGAUUCCGUUGAGGCUGAUGUUUUGUGUCAGGUAGGUAUCUUCCCAUUUACAAUAGGGGAUCACAAAACUGAUCACCUACCCCUAAAUUGUAUCCACCAAGAAGUUUCACUAGGCCUACAUGUGGGGCUUUGAGUUUGGAACCAUCAUUUAAAACUUGGGAGACCUCACAUAAAGACCAGGCUUCAAAUUCCUAUCAAAUAUUUUAAGAUCUAGGAAUACCAAGCCCACUGUUCCCUCUAUCAACCAAGAAUUAGAAAUGACUCUCUGCUUUAGAUGGCUCUCUAAUUUUCCUUAAUUCUCAUCUGGCACUUUACUUAGUUUCCUGGCUCAUUAGUAGUUGAUUUUUGAAACUGCUGAUUGAACACAGAGUGUGAGUGUGUGUGUGAGUGUGUGUGUGUUGAAUACAGUGGCAUGCAGUGUAUCAUCAUUACCCCACACCAGUUACUACAGAAUCCCCCCAGAAGAAGGAACACUACACCUGAGCCCCCUUCCCUUGCUCCAUAAUGGCUUUUGUGACUUGACUUCCUUGACUUAGUUUUGUCAACUCUAACUUCAAGAUAAAAUCACAUGAUUGCAUUAUUGUGUAAGCUUAUUGCUGAAAAAGAGAUCAGGAAUCAUCUAAACCAACAUUUUCCUCUUACCAAAGUCAGCUGAGGCUCAGAAAUCUUAAAGCCCCCAGAGGGUCAUACCAAAAUAGAGGCACCUACCAAAAUAGUUGGUGGCAGAGCCAAUACCUUCUAGCCAAGGUUCAGUCCAGUGCUAUUGCUAGUGAAGCAUCAGCACGCCUUCAUGUUUAGAAAUCCAGACAUAUGAGAACUCAGAGACUUCAUCAGAACCACAGACCUUGCCUAUAUAAUUGCAAAACAGGCUAAGCUGAUAGGAAAUAUAAAUUUUUAAAAGCCCUUAAAAUAGGCUAAGUUAAAAAUCAAGCAUUUGCUCUUUUUAUAAUAAAAUAACUCAAGAUGGUUUCAUGGAAGUUUAGUUUACUAAGGCUGUGGGAACAGAGUCCCACAAGCUGGGUGGCUUAACAACAGAAAUUCAUUAGCUCACAUAUCUAGGGACUGGAAGUCCAAAAUCCAAGGUAUUGGCAUAAUUGGUUCCUCUGUGAGGGAAGUAUCUGUUCCCGACGUCUCCUUGGCUUACGGUUACCCAUCUUCCUUUACUUGUGUUCUCCCUGUAUGUGAGAUAGCUCCCCAACUUCCCCUUUUUCUGAGGACAUAAGUCAUAUUUGAUGAGGGCCCACCCUGAUGACUUUCAUUUAAUUUUGUGAAGACCCUAUACAAAAAAGGUCACAUUCUGAGAAUCCAGCGGUUCAGAAUUCAACAUGAGAAUUUUGGAGGGACAUAAUUCAGCCUAUAAUGCUCCCUGCCUCAUAAAAUUCAUGACCUUCACACGUGCAAAAUACAUUCCCCUCAUCCCAGUGGCCCCCAAAGUCCUUCCAACAUCAACUCUUAAGUCCAAAUUCUCAGCUUAAUAUGGUAUCAAUCAGGCAUGGAUGAGACUUGAAGUAUCAGUCAUCCUGAAGCAAAAUUAUUCUCCAGUUGCAUGGAAACCUAUGAAAUCAAAUAAGAAAUUACCUGCUUGUAAGACACAAUGGUGGGAGAGAAAUGGCAGGGGAAAGAAGGCCCCUGGUGGUUCCCAAGAAAGUCUAAAAGCCAGCAAGGAAAAUCCAUCAGAUUUGAAAGCUUGAGAAUAAUCCUCUUUGAUUGGCUGUUCUGUCUUCAGGGUUCACAGGGAAGGAGGCGUGGCCCUUCCUUGGGCCCAGCAGUUGCUCCACCCCUUCAGCCCUGGGAACCAGGAGGCAGUGCCUGAGCCAUCUUGACCAAUGAUUUUUCUCCUUCAUUUCUUUGUGCUUGUCCAAAAUGGCAGUGUCUCUGCUGGUAGAAAAUUCCGCCCCACCCC
This is a messenger RNA of Ictidomys tridecemlineatus (thirteen-lined ground squirrel), 3699 nucleotides long. It is a transcript of the gene Aig1, whose product is annotated as androgen induced 1. The record is from RefSeq and is a predicted model, not a curated record. NCBI's taxonomy places the organism in Eukaryota, Metazoa, Chordata, Mammalia, Rodentia, Sciuridae. Gene Ontology annotation, cellular component: endomembrane system; membrane.